This is a messenger RNA of Miscanthus lutarioriparius, 996 nucleotides long. NCBI's taxonomy places the organism in Eukaryota, Viridiplantae, Streptophyta, Magnoliopsida, Poales, Poaceae. The record is from the annotation of a GenBank genome assembly.
AUGGUGCUGGACACGGGGAGCGACGUCACCUGGGUGCAGUGCCAGCCCUGCGCCGACUGCUACCAGCAGUCGGACCCGGUGUUCGACCCGUCGCUGUCGGCCUCCUACGCCGCCGUCUCCUGCGACUCCCCGCGGUGCCGUGACCUCGACACCGCGGCGUGCCGCAACGCCACGGGCGCGUGCCUCUACGAGGUGGCCUACGGCGACGGCUCCUACACCGUGGGCGACUUCGCCACCGAGACGCUCACGCUGGGGGACUCCACGCCCGUCACCAACGUCGCCAUCGGGUGCGGCCACGACAACGAGGGCCUCUUCGUCGGCGCCGCGGGCCUGCUUGCGCUCGGCGGGGGCCCACUCUCAUUCCCGUCCCAGAUCUCCGCGUCCACCUUCUCCUACUGCCUCGUCGACCGCGACUCCCCCGCCGCGUCCACGCUCCAGUUCGGCGCGGACGCCGAGGCCGCGGCGGCGGACACCGUGACGGCGCCGCUCAUCCGCAGCCCGCGCACGGGCACCUUCUACUACGUCGCGCUGUCGGGGAUCACCGUGGGCGGGCAGCCGCUGUCCAUCCCUGCGUCCGCGUUCGCCAUGGACGCCACGUCCGGGUCCGGAGGCGUCAUCGUGGACUCCGGCACCGCCGUGACGCGGCUCCAGGCCUCCGCCUACGCCGCGCUCCGCGACGCCUUCGUCCGGGGCACGCCGUCGCUGCCCCGGACCUCGGGGGUCUCGCUGUUCGACACGUGCUACGACCUGUCGGACCGGACCAGCGUGGAGGUGCCCGCGGUGUCGCUAAGGUUCGGCGGCGGCGGCGGCGGCGGCGCGCUGCGGCUGCCGGCGAAGAACUACCUCAUCCCCGUGGACGGGGCCGGGACCUACUGCCUGGCAUUCGCGCCGACGAACGCGGCCGUGUCCAUCAUCGGGAACGUGCAGCAGCAGGGCAUCCGCGUCAGCUUCGACACCGCCAAGGGCGCCGUCGGCUUCGCCCCGAACAAGUGCUAG